Bemisia tabaci is the source of this 1184-nucleotide messenger RNA. RefSeq lists its product as uncharacterized. Lineage: Eukaryota; Metazoa; Arthropoda; Insecta; Hemiptera; Aleyrodidae. The record is from RefSeq and is a predicted model, not a curated record.
UUAAGAUAGUGAACGAAUCGAAUUGGGAGGGAAUGAUCCCUUACUUGAUUGCGAUGAUGACCAUAUCCUGGUGCCUCUAUUCUGGAUUGUAUGCGAUGCAGCGGCAGCCGUCAUCGGAAAUCGAAAAUCGAGAACUUUACUUGGAAAUACCUUCGUCAAACCGCCAGCGGCCAGCCAUGUACACCUGUCAAACUUCCAAACGUCAGCCGUACAUAACGUGUUCACAAAUCUCAGACCUGGACACUAGGAUAGCAGUUUACUCGACCGUCAACUUCUUCGUGGUGACCGACCCCCGUGUCUGGUUGGACUUAAAAUCAUCCGUGCGUCUGGGGGAGGCUAAGGUAGUCCCGUCAACCCCAGUCAUGCUUGGAAUCAGACCCAGCAAUCCUGUACGGGACUUUUUCUUUGGCUCCGCCGUGGAUGUCGAUCAUUAUCGAGCUGACGCCUGGGCGCUAUACCCCCACUUCCUAGACGGACAUGAGGUAGUUGGACUGGUGAAUUAUUACGCCGUCAACGACUUUGGGUUUUUUUCAAAGUGGGAGGUAAGAAUAGAAUACAUCACAUACGUGUCCACUUUGAGGCGAGUUUUGAGUACAUACAAGAAACGGCUGCGUACUGGAGCGUCUCUCUCUAGGUUGGAGAGGAUUCGUUCAUUCCGAUCUGAGAGUUCGAAAUGCGUUGCCCCACCCGUGAAGAUUCCCCCGAAUGACCCAGUCGCCGCCAUAUUAGCGAGGAAAUUUACGAUACCGGAGGCCAUAGCAUUUCUAUUGCAGAAAAUGAUCGACCCUUGCGCGAUUAUGAACCCUGGAGACUUCCCAUUGAAGGUGAACGGUGUUCCGCACCACUCGGUGGACGAUUUCUGCUCCGUCUUCUGCCGGUUCAUCGACAUGGCGUCCAAGCUGAGCCGCAACAGGGAGAGGACUUCUAUGUGCUCCUCUUUAGGAGGAACUUGCGAGGGUUCAGUGUGCAUCUGCAAGAAACCGUAUCAACUCUCGUGGUGCCCCCAAAGGUUCACGUUCAAGCCCCCCAGCUUCCUCAUGCUCUUUUGUAAUAACCUCCUAAGAGCCAAAUAGACACAGGGAGAGAUCUCGGUCAUGCCAACUGGAGUCCCACUCUACCGUGCUAAGGAAUUACGCCGUAUGAACAUUCGAGGUUGCCGAAUUUCCUCCGGUAAAAUGUUUAUU